CUCCUCACCCGCCCGGGCCAUUAAUUACUCCCCACCCCCUCCUUCCCUGGCUCCCUGCUUCCGAGCGAGAGGUUUGAAACAGAGGAAGAACUAAGGCGCCGGCCGAUCCACCCGCCGGAUCUCGUCGUCGAUGGCGGACUGGGGCCCCGUGGUGAUCGCGACGGUGCUGUUCGUGCUGCUGACGCCGGGCCUGCUGUUCCAGCUCCCCGCGCACGGCCGCAUCGUCGGCUUCGGCACCAUGCACACCAGCGGCAUCGCCAUCCUCGUCCACGCCGUCCUCUACUUCGCGCUCAUCACCAUCUUCCUCAUCGCCAUCGGAGUCCACAUCUACGCCGGCUAGCUGAAGCUGCUGAGCUCGGUCUCUUCCGCCCGCCCGCCCGCCCUUCGCCACGUCUCCUCUCCUCUGGUCGCUCCGUUUUCCGAUCUACUCCUCCUAGUAGCAGUACAUGUGACGCCUGCUUGCUUCGCUUGCUCGUGUUGCCUGGAAGUUAAGCUGGCAGGAUUAGUAGUGUUCUUGUUGGUGGUGGUGUAUCUUGUUAAUUUAUCUGCAGCGAAAGCAACCUGGUGGAUGCUGCGGUGUGUUGUAUUGCAAUGAAGGGAUUAUCGUGAGAUUCUCCGUUCCUUGCUCUUUCGUUUGCUUCGAUUCGGUUGCGCGUCGAUUUCAGUUUCAGACGAGAUGGCCCGGGACUAUGGGUUCAGUCUGAGCGGUUUGAAUCGAUGCGGAGCAGAGAAUGGACAGCGCUGGUUCAGUGGUUC
Molecule: messenger RNA, 756 nt
Organism: Panicum hallii
Lineage: Eukaryota; Viridiplantae; Streptophyta; Magnoliopsida; Poales; Poaceae
Exons: 1
Coding region: 131-340 (69 amino acids)
Source: RefSeq, a predicted model, not a curated record